Messenger RNA from Pogona vitticeps (central bearded dragon), 1775 nucleotides. The record is from RefSeq and is a predicted model, not a curated record. NCBI's taxonomy places the organism in Eukaryota, Metazoa, Chordata, Lepidosauria, Squamata, Agamidae.
UCAAACUUUAAAUAUGACAAGCACAUCAUUAUGAGAACCCAAUGUCUUAUGUAUCGGUGAAAUUUAGCGGCUGCUCGGAGAGCAAGGGGAUUCGGUACGAAACUGACAACCUGGACUUCAAGGUGAGGACCGAUGGAACCGUCUACGCUACCAAAAGGGUGCAAAUCCCCUCGGAGCAGACAAUAUUUAUGGUGACGGCAUGGGACCACCAGGCCCUAGAAAGAUGGGAAACAAUGGUCAGGUUACUGGUGGGAGAGAAAUCCCAACACAAGGGACACAAGCAGAAAGGAAAAAAGAACAUGUCAUCGGACCUCACGCAGCUGCCUAGCGACACGCUGUUACCCUGGCGCCAUCACCAGAAUUCUCAUGGGCUCAGGCGGCAAAAGAGAGACUGGGUUAUCCCACCAAUCAAUGUGCCAGAAAAUUCGAGAGGACCUUUCCCACAGCAGCUGGUUAGGAUUCGUUCAGAUAAGGACAGUGAGAUCCAUAUAAGAUACAGCAUCACAGGAGUGGGAGCUGACCAACCUCCUAUGGAAGUCUUCAACAUUGACCCCGUGUCAGGGAGGAUGUACGUGACCCGCCCAAUGGAUAGAGAAGAAAGAGCAUCCUACCAUCUCAGAGCACAUGCGGUUGAUAUGAAUGGAAACAAAGUGGAAAACCCAAUUGACCUCUACAUCUAUGUCAUCGACAUGAACGACAAUAGACCAGAGUUCAUAAACCAAGUCUACAAUGGCUCUGUUGAUGAAGGAUCUAAACCAGGAACAUAUGUAAUGACGGUGACAGCAAACGAUGCCGAUGACAGCACCACAGCCAACGGGAUGGUGAGGUACCGGAUUGUGACGCAAACCCCACAGAGCCCGUCCCAGAACAUGUUUACCAUUAACAGUGAGACAGGAGACAUCGUGACAGUAGCUGCUGGGCUUGACAGAGAGAAAGUUCAGCAAUACACAGUCAUCGUUCAGGCCACAGAUAUGGAAGGAAAUCUUAACUACGGUCUCUCAAACACAGCAACAGCCAUCAUUAUGGUGACAGAUGUGAACGACAACCCACCCGAAUUCACCGCCAGCACUUUUUCCGGUGAAGUCCCAGAAAACCGAGUGGAAGUUGUGGUUGCUAAUUUAACGGUGAUGGAUCGAGAUCAGCCACAUUCACCCAAUUGGAAUGCUGUUUACCGGAUUAUCAGUGGAGACCCUUCUGGUCAUUUCACCGUCAGGACCGAUCCUGUUACCAAUGAAGGCUUGGUAACAGUUGUAAGGGAGGUUGACUAUGAAAUGAACAGAGCCUUCAUGCUGACCGUGAUGGUCUCCAAUCAAGCUCCCUUAGCAAGUGGGAUCCAGAUGUCCUUCCAAUCUACAGCUGGGGUCACCAUUUCAGUCACUGAUGUCAACGAGCCACCCUACUUCCCAACAAACCACAAGCUCAUCAGACUGGAAGAAGGCGUGCCAACAGGAACAACACUGAUGACUUUUUCAGCUGUGGAUCCUGACCGCUUCAUGCAGCAGGCUGUAAGAUACUCCAAGCUGUCAGAUCCUGCAAACUGGCUGAACAUUAAUGCCACAAAUGGUCAGAUCACCACAGCCGCCGUCCUUGAUCGGGAGUCAGCCUAUAUUAAAAACAAUGUCUACGAGGCCACAUUCCUGGCAGCUGACAACGGUGACUAUGCUCAACUCAGUUUACGAAUAGCAUACUUGGAAGCUGGUGUGUAUGAUGUGCCGGUCAUUGUGACAGAUUCCGGGAACCCUCCUCUGUAUAACAUGUCCAUCAUCAAGGUCAAG